AUGAUUGAAAAAACCUCGGAAAGAUUGGUCGAAGCUGCAAAUCAUCUAGGAGUUGGUAAAGAUGUGUUUGAUGAUUCAAGAAACAUCAUGAAUGAGUUGAAGAAAAUGGAGCUAACAGAACAAGAGCGUUUUGUUGCCGCUGACAAAAUAUUAUCUGUGCCACAUCGACUAAUUGUGAGUAGUUAUGCGGAAGAAAGUGAUUUCGAGGAAGAAGAAAGUGAUUUUGAACAAGAAAAUGCUGGAGAUGGAGAAUCAAGUGGUAUUGUUGUUGAUGAAGUAAUAGAGAACAAAGAUAACAAUGAACCACCAAUGGUUCAGGUUCUGCAUCAGCCACUUCCCAUUGAUUUAAUAGGAAAUACAAUGAAGGUAGAUGGAAGGAAGUCAAGGAAAAAGAAAAACGUAGCGUUAACAUGGCAAGUGAUGGAACACGAGCUACAGUUAUUUGUUAAUUGGGUGUUUCCAACAGAUAGGGAAAGACGUGAGAUUGAAAUGUUGAAUAAAACUGCAGAGGCGUCCUCUGAUUUCAUUAUACCUUUGUUUAAAUUCCAAAAGGAAUGGUUAGCAUGGGCUUUGGAUCAGGAAAACAAUUUCAGAGGCGGAGUGCUUGCAGACGAAACGGGAAUGGGAAAGACCAUUCAAGCAAUUGCCCUUGUCCUUGCCAAACGCGAACCCCAAUGUUUACCAUCUUCUUCUGUAGUGUUGCCUUUGGUCAGAGGAACUCUUGUCAUUUGUCCUGUGGUUGCCGUCACUCAGUGGGCCGAUGAGAUUGAGUGGUGUACUUUGAAAGAAAGCACCAAUGUUCUAGUUUAUCACGGGGCUGACAAAACUAAGAACUGGAAACCAUUUUCCGAGUAUGAUUUUGUGAUAACUUCAUACUCUAUAGUUGAAUCUAAUUGGCAUGAGAGAAAUUGUGAAGGACCUAGUGUUGUUAGACAAGAAAAACCAUCCAAGCAAGUUAAGGAAAAUAAAACAAAUGCUAUGCCAUCCCUUUAUGCUGUAAAGUGGCAGCGGAUCAUACUGGAUGAGGCCCACUAUAUGAAAGAUAAACGUUCUAAUACCACUCAAGCAGUUUUUGCUUUAGAAUCUACCUACAAAUGGGCAUUAAGUGGCACUCUAUUUCCGAGCCGUCAGGGAGAGUUGUAUCAUGUGAUAAGGUUCCUACAGAUAGAUCCUUAUUCCUAUUACUUUUGCGAACACUGUAAUUGUAAAGUUCUUCAUCACAGGUCUGGAUUAUGUUCAGACUGCUCCCAUAGCUCUGGGGAUCAUUUCAAUUGGUGGAACAAAUACAUUGCUAAACCAAUUGAAUCUUCUCCGUCCAAUGAUGUUUGUGCAAAAAACGCUAUGAUAUUGCUCAAACACAAAAUUUUGAAAGACUUGGUACUUAGACGCACAAAAAUAGGCAGGGCUGCUGAUCUUGAACUUCCACCUACAACUGUUUCAGUGAGAAGGGAUUUCCUGGAUAGAGAAGAGUUGAACUAUUAUGAAACAUUUUACAAGGAAGUCGAAGCAAAACUUAAUAGAUAUGUUGGAGAAAAUGCUAUAAGGCUUCGCCGUAGGGAAAUCCUUGCCCUCAUCGUACAGCUGUAUAAGGUGACAGAUCAUCGAUACCUUGUGGAUUUUUCUCAAAGUGAGGAGUUAAGUGCUGAAAAUCUAGCAUGUAAUGCCGCUGACAAACAAGAAAGUAGCAUUUGUCAUGAGCCACAAGAAGAUCCUGUUGAUUUAACUUCCAACGAGGAUAUUAGGGGUCAGGAUGAUAAAACCAUGAUUAAAUAUUUCAGAUCCUUGAGAAUUUUAAGAAAAAUUGGCCUCGAGAAUUUUCAGACAAGCACUAAAAUAGAGGCUUUGAGAGAAGAAAUAAGAUUCAUGAUUGAAAGAGAUGGCUCUGCAAAAGGGAUUGUUUUUGGCAAAUUCUCACCAUUCUUAGAUCUUAUAUACUAUUCUUUGUACAAGUCUGGAGUAUCUUGCGUUAUGUUGAAUGGAAGCAUGUCACAGGCCGCACAGGAUGAUGUUGUUAAAAGAUUUAAUGUUGAACCAGACUGCAGAAUUUUGCUCAUGACCUUUAUGGCUAGUGGUAUUCCACUCAGUUUGACAGUAGCGUCACAUGUUUUCAUUAUGAACUCUUGUUGUAGUCCAGCUUUUGAGCUUCAGGCUCUAGGCAGAAUUCAACGAAUUGGGCAAUAUAAACCUACAAGAGUUGUGAAGUUUGUCAUUGCAAACACAGUUGAGGAGGAGAUUUUGAACAUAUUGGAGAGGAGGAAAUUAAUUGCUCAAGGGAUUUUAAACGGUUCUUCUGAAGCUAUGGAGGAGCAAUUGUCAAUUGGGAAGUUGAACAUCAAAUGGAUUGCGGAUUACAUAAUCCAGGUUGAAUAAAGUAUGAACAUCAAGAGUUUUAAACUCUCCAUCUUCUUAUCAUUGUUCUUUUCACAGAACAUUAAUAUGUAAUGGUAUUGUCCGAAUUGACAAACUUAUGCAUGACACAGUCCUAUUCAUUUUCUUUUCAUUCCAAUAAUAUUUUUUUGGCUUAAUUAGUGUCUAAGUCCU
Molecule: messenger RNA, 2541 nt
Organism: Vicia villosa (hairy vetch)
Lineage: Eukaryota; Viridiplantae; Streptophyta; Magnoliopsida; Fabales; Fabaceae
Product: ATP-dependent helicase rhp16-like
Exons: 14
Coding region: 1-2370 (789 amino acids)
Molecular function (GO): ATP binding; ATP-dependent chromatin remodeler activity
Source: RefSeq, a predicted model, not a curated record